UGUUGGACUUGUGACCCACAUACGAUAUUCGAACUCCGAUUCAUAUAUCACUUUCUCAGGUCACUCCGUUUCAAUUACAGGCAACUCCUCGCCGGAAAAACAAACUCUUCGACAAUCCAUGGCCACUUCCGGCGCCGGUGCCGCCUUUUCCUCGUCUUCUUUCGAUAUCCGUGGUGAUUCUUCGGCUAGACUAUCCGGUUUUGAAUUUUUAUUUUCUACUACUCGUCAACUCUCUCCGUUCAAGUUGUCUUCACUUCACCUCGCUUUCUCUCCGCGUGGAUCAUCUCAUUUUGUUAGAAAGAACAUUUUUCAAGCUUCAAUUGAUGGUGUGGACUCACUGGGUAUAAGCUCCUUGGAUGCUGAUAAUAUUCCUACCCCAAUUGUUUUAAUUGAUCAAGAUUCAGAUCCAUCUGCAACUAUUGUACAAGUUAGCUUUGGUGAUCGUCUUGGUGCUCUCAUUGAUACGAUGAAGGCACUGAAACAUCUAGGCUUGGAUGUAGCAAAAGGCACUGUCACAACUGAAGGAUCAGUCACACAAACAGAAUUUUUUAUUACUCGAUUAUCAACUGGGCGUAAAGUUGAAGAUCCAGAUCUCCUGGAGAGAAUCAGAUUGACCAUCAUAAACAAUCUCUUGAAGUACCAUCCAGAGUCUAGCUCGCGACUUGCAAUGGGGGAGGCUUUUGGCAUACAAGCUCCUGUCAAGAAGCUUGAUGUUGAUAUUGCAACUCAUAUACAUGUUAAGGAUGACAGUCCAAAAAGGAGCUUGCUCUGCAUAGAGACCGAAGAUAGACCUGGAUUGCUCUUGGAAGUUGUGAAGAUAAUGGCUGAUGUCAACAUUACUGUUGAAUCAGCAGAAAUUGAUACCGAGGGGUUGGUUGCGAAAGAUAAAUUUCAUGUUAGCUACAGAGGGGCAGCUUUAAACAGUUCUUUGUCUCAGGUGUUGAUAAAUUGCCUACGCUAUUACCUGAGGAAGUCGGAAACGGGUGAAGAUAGUUACUAGGGAAGCAGUACUUCCAAUUCUAAACGUCUUGCAUAUGCACAAGACUUGUAUAAUUCACCUGUUCAACUUGUUAAUUGCCUGAAAUAUAACCACGUUUCAUAACGAAUAUAACCUGAACUCUUUUGUGUAGUUCAUCGGAACCGAUUACACUCGUUUAUGUCUCGAGAGUCAAAUAUUUGUCCACCAAAAAA
Messenger RNA from Cynara cardunculus var. scolymus (artichoke), 1191 nucleotides. Its product is annotated as ACT domain-containing protein ACR12-like. The record is from RefSeq and is a predicted model, not a curated record. The coding region runs from base 119 to 1000 and encodes 293 amino acids. Gene Ontology annotation, cellular component: chloroplast thylakoid membrane; chloroplast stroma. Lineage: Eukaryota; Viridiplantae; Streptophyta; Magnoliopsida; Asterales; Asteraceae. The transcript has 10 exons.